GAGAAAUGUUUUCGACACAUAAUUUUGCGACAUCAUGUUGAACGCUCGAUUUCCGGAAGUAAACAUUGCAUAGAAUAUUGUUUUUGUUUAGAAACAAGCUGUACUUUUAUUGAGACAAGUGACAAAGGAUGGCUGGUAACUGGAAUAACAGUCCAGCUUUAGAUGAUGAAGGAUUUGUAGAAACUGAAAAUGCUGAUGAUGAAGCAAUGGAAGUAUCCAAUCAACAGGCUGAUUCUGAAGUUGAUGAAGUAUUAAAUGGACCACAAGCUACAGUAUUUUAUGUUCCUGAUACUCAACCUAACAUGACAUCAUCUGAUAUCUCCGGUAAAGAUUACAGUAAAUCAGAAGUAGAAGACCUCAUGAAGUCAGAACCAUAUCAGAAAAAAAUAGCUACAUGUCAUCUAUGUCAUGUUUGUUGGUUUGAUGGUAAUUUUACCAAAGAUUGUCAUGAAUGUGGUGGAUAUCCAUUAACACGUCCCUGUCCCAUAUGUUUAGGUCGAUGUGAUGAAGUUUGGCACAGAAAUAUAAAAAUGUCUCAUGCUUUUCAUGAAGCUCAAUGGGAUGGUGUUUGUACGUUACCACAAGAUGAGCAACGUGAUUAUUUUCUCAAAAAUCAUACAGAAGCUUCGGAAGAUACCUUAACUGAAAGUUUGCAAGAUCUUCACACAAGUUAGCCACCCAUUGCUUCCACUUUGUUAUUGAUCAAGAAAUUAUUUAUUUCUAAAGCUAUUGUUGUUAUUUUCUCAGAUUUGCAUUUAAAUGUACCAACUACUAACUUUAUUGUUAUUUUCUUUAUCGGGCUUGGACAUCAACAGUCUCAUUUUUGCCCAUAGAUCUGACUGAGUAAGAUUAUAAAUAAUUCUCCUAGUCAGAUAAAUUUAUGCUAAUUGUCCAUAUUUCAGGUUUCAAUAUUUCCUACGGGCAUUCUUUUUUCUCUUCUACAGAAAUAUUGACUUAUUUAUCAUCAUUAAAAGAAAUAUUGACUUAACUUAUAAUCAUUAAACAUUUUUGUGUUUUUGUACAUAAAUUCUUUUGUAAUUAAAACUUAAAUUCUGUUGUAAUUAAAACUUAAAUUCGGUUGUAAUUAAAAGAUAAAUUCUUUUGUAAGUUCGGUUGUAAUUAAACUUUUAAAGAUGUACUAUCAUGAUUUGUAUCUAUAUACAGCUAAUUAGUAUAUAAUAUUAAAUACAGAUUGUUCACAAAAUUUGUGACAAAAAUCUAGCAGUGUACAUGUUUUUUCAAAUUAUUUUCAAGGACUUCAUUGAAAGCCUUCUUCAAGGAAUGUUUUUUUUUAAAGUUUAUACAUUGGUUAUUUUGAGUAUUACAUUUAUUUUCUUUGUGAAAAUGGAAACUCCUCUUAAAUCACAUAGUUAAGAAGUGAUUCUAAGGAGAUGAAUUAAUAUAAACCUUUGGCUUGUUUUUAGAUCCUUACAUUUUUGACAAUGUAUGUAUUCAACAUGAAUCUUAUCUGAAUAAAAUAUUGUUUAAAUCUAGUGAUUUAAGAUAUUAAGUCAACUUUCUGGGAAUAUUCUUUAGCCCUAAUAUUCCUAUAUAGCUUUGUGUAUUAAUAAUUAUUAUUAUUGUUCGAUUUAUAUAGCGCUUCAUUACACGUGAAGUGUUUCUAAGCGCAUUUCACAAACAUAUACUUCAAACACACAGAAACAAUCAAAAUCAUCUGAUACUUUUAAUAUAUGUACAAGUACAGGUAUGGAUUUAAUUAGAAUAAGUUGCUUAUGUUCAUUAUUAGCAGAUCAUCCAACCAUUUUGCUGAAUUAAAAGGUGAUUUCUGACUUUUAUUAAAUAGAUAUUUAGGUUUAAUAUUUGUCAUUAAUUGUAACCAAUUUAAUUACCAAUUAAUUAAUGUGUUACAUAUUUUUAUGGAAGUAAGUCUAUCUGCUAAUUUGCAAUAGGUCACAGUCCUACCCAUAAUGCUACUUUGAUUUAUUGCAUGAAAAUAUAACAUGAGUUAAAUUGAUGUUUUCAAAUAUACAUACAUGUUAUAGAAAUGUAUUUUUGGUUUAUUGCUUGUGCAUGGAUAAUAUAUUUUUCAUAUUGUUCUGUUUUUGGAUAUGUAUUGUUUUUUUCUAUACAUAAAAAUAAUGUAAAUAUAAUUAAAUAAAUAUGUUGUAGUUAGUCAAAGAAUGAAUUUGAUUGAUGUAUACCGGUAUGCUAUUAUAUAAUUGAAUUUAUUUUGUAUGAAUAUGAACAAAAAUAGACCAAAAUGUAUUGCUUAUUUUUAUUAUUAUUCUUAUACACAUUCCAUUCUCAAGUAUAGUAUUUUUGAUGCCUUUUUUUCAAUUGUGUAAGUUGUAUAUUUAUGUGCAAAUAGUAUUGUUUUGUUUAUUGUUAAGACGAUUGCACAUCUUCAGAUUUGUUUUUGAACUUCAAAAGCUGUUUGUGAUUGUUAACGUUUUUGUUUAUAUCACAGUAAAUCUGUGGAUAAAUUGUGUAUUUCUCACUAUGUUUAGAUGUUUAUUUUCUAGGUAUAUGUCAUUAAUUAGCUUAGAAAGCAACAUUUUCUAUCAAAACUAUUAACAUUAGAUGACAAAAUCUGUCUUGCCAAGUUGCCAUAAAUGUUGACAUUUACAUAGUGAUGUAGUAAUAUUUGACAUAUUAUAUGUUAAUAUCCUUGAAUGACAUUUGGAAGUAUAAAGAUACCUGUAAGAGUACUGAAACAUUGCAUGAAAAGUAAAUCUAUAUGUUUGUUUGAAUUCCUGAAUUAGUGAGUGCAACAACAUUUGCAGACAUUAUUAAGACGCACAGACCUAUCUAUAGCUCAGCAUAAAAUAGUUAUUUAUCAUCUUAGAAGGUCAAUGGUAUAUACAUUAUCUUUGCAGUAUUUGGUACGGAUUGUGCACAAUACUGAAGGUAGCCAAUCUGAUUAAAAUACAGAUCUGUAUUUUGUUUUGUUUUUUUAUACUUUUGAUGGCUUACACUACAUGAAGAUCUGACCAGUUGUAGUGGAAGGUCGUGUCAGAGGUCAUAUGAGCGGCUUUUGACCCUAUGAUGUCAGACAUUUGAUUAACCAAUUAGCAUUGAUGUUUCUAGUGGGUUACCCACAGUUCUGUGCACCUCAAGCCAAAAACUCGCAGUAACAGAUCGUUUCAUUGGCUAAUCCCUCACGUCAUCCAGAAUGAGGGUUAUAUAACAACUCUUCCAGAUUCUAGUGUAGUAAAGACAAGUAAAACGAUACGAAAUAGGAUUUGUGUUUUAAUCAGAUUGGAAGGUAUCAUAUAAACGGGUUUGUCAUUUUAUAUAAUAAAUUAAUACCUACUAUGUGUCUAAAAGCUUAAAAAGCAUUCUUUUCACACAAUAAAAACUUAUCAUCAAUAAA
This is a messenger RNA of Patella vulgata (common limpet), 3334 nucleotides long. RefSeq names its product protein pinocchio. The transcript has 5 exons. Bases 129 to 674 code for a protein of 181 amino acids. The record is from RefSeq and is a predicted model, not a curated record. NCBI's taxonomy places the organism in Eukaryota, Metazoa, Mollusca, Gastropoda, Patellidae.